AUACCGAUCUAGCGGAACAUGUCGUAUUCAUGACGCAAAACUGGGUCAGUUGCGUAGCUGUGGUCAUACAAAAAGGUUUCCUGUCUAAGGACCUCUCAGUAUUGUGUCCUGUACCAAAUCCCUCCUUUAGAGCCCUCAAACUCAUAGUCAUCACCUUACCACGACCAAAUCUCGUUGAUCCCAAUACAUCAGCCAAAACACAAUGGCCCCGACAGACCCACACCAAGGCGGCUCUCUGAGCGACAUGGCUGUUGAUGGCACCACGAUUCCCAACGACGCCGGUGUCCAACGCACUAUCGCUUCGGUCCCUCGUCCAGACCAGCAGGACCCGGGCGUUGAGUUCAGCCAUGCAAACCCUGCCUCUGCCGUCGACAACGCAACAGAUAUUCCCCGUGGUCCACGAGACCAAGGCCAGACUGGGGAGGUGGUCACCGGAACUGGUGACCAGCUUCCUUCAUCAGUCGAGAAGAAGAACCUGGACGACGCGGGAAUGGACCCAAGAGCUAAGGGGCAUGAUCGAUACGCGAAGCAUGCAAAACAGAAGGAUGCUUUCGGUUUGGCGGAUGAUGCCACGGAGGAUGAGCCUGGCCUAGACAGGCGUUGAAUCCAGUCUGCUAGCUCUUAUAUUACAUGUAUUUUAUUACAAUCCAGUCUUCCAUGGAUGUCUUGUGAGGCAAGAUGUUUGGCUUCGGCAUUCAAUCGAGGAACAUUGCCGUGUCGAAUUGCUUGAAGUCACCAUGGCUCAUGGCUUCUUCGUAGUCGUAGUCGGGCUGGAAAUCUGCGUACAGUCUCUCC
This is a messenger RNA of Mytilinidion resinicola, 795 nucleotides long. RefSeq lists its product as uncharacterized. The transcript has a single exon. The coding region runs from base 203 to 604 and encodes 133 amino acids. The record is from RefSeq and is a predicted model, not a curated record. NCBI's taxonomy places the organism in Eukaryota, Fungi, Ascomycota, Dothideomycetes, Mytilinidiales, Mytilinidiaceae.